Balaenoptera ricei (Rice's whale) is the source of this 922-nucleotide messenger RNA. Its product is annotated as nucleolar protein 56-like. The record is from RefSeq and is a predicted model, not a curated record. The transcript has a single exon. Bases 352 to 882 code for a protein of 176 amino acids. Lineage: Eukaryota; Metazoa; Chordata; Mammalia; Artiodactyla; Balaenopteridae.
ACCAGGGCUCCCUGACCUGUACAGGCCUCUGCUAUGGGGGUGAUGGCCAGUCCUGGUGUCUGAGUGAUUCCCUGGGCCCAGCACAGGGACCACCUUUCCAGAGCCCUGAAGACAAGGGGUAACACCCCAAAAUAUGGACUCAUUUUCCACUCUACCUUCAUUGGCCGAGCAGCUGCCAAGAACAAAGGCCGCAUCUCCCGAUACCUGGCAAACAAAUGCAGUAUUGCCUCACGAAUUGAUUGCUUCUCUGAGGUACCUACCAGUGUAUUUGGGGAGAAGCUUCGAGAACAAGUUGAGGAGCGGCUGUCCUUCUAUGAGACUGGAGAGAUUCCACGAAAGAAUCUGGAUGUUAUGAAGGAGGCAAUGGUUCAGGCAGAGGAAGCGGCUGCUGAGAUUACUAGGAAGCUGGAGAAACAGGAGAAGAAACGCUUGAAGAAGGAAAAGAAAAGGCUGGCUGCGAUUGCCCUGGCGUCUUCAGAAAAUAGCAGUAGUACCCCAGAGGAAUGUGAGGAGACAAGUGAAAGACCCAAAAAGAAGAAAAAGCAAAAGCCCCAGGUGGCUCCUCAGGAGAAUGGAAUGGAAGACCCAUCUGUCUCCUCCAAACCCAAAAAAAAGAAAUCUUUUUCCAAGAAGGAGCUGGUUAGUAGUGAUCUUGAAGAGACAGCUGGCAGUGGAAGUCUUCCCAAGAGGAAGAAAUCUUUCCCCAAAGAGGAACCAGAUAGUGACCCUGAAGAGUCAGGAAACAAGAGGGUCCCCAAGAAAAAGAGGAAAUUCUCUUCCAAGGAGGAGCCUCUCAGCAGUGGACCUGAAGAGGCUGCUGCCAGCAAGAGCAGCAGCUCCAAGAAAAAGAAAAAGCUCCGAAAGCUAUCCCAGGAAAAUUAGAAUGGACAUUUCCCUAGUAGGGAAUAACUUACAGAGAUAU